Molecule: messenger RNA, 2086 nt
Organism: Chlamydomonas reinhardtii
Lineage: Eukaryota; Viridiplantae; Chlorophyta; Chlorophyceae; Chlamydomonadales; Chlamydomonadaceae
Exons: 3
Coding region: 125-1276 (383 amino acids)
Molecular function (GO): calcium ion binding
Source: RefSeq, a predicted model, not a curated record
GCCGACAACGCUUACUUGCCCGUGUGGCUCAAGGACCAUGUCAUACAAAACGGAGCGACAACGUAUAUGUGCCAAGCUGAGCAACAGGAUUACCAAUGCGGCUAUUUUGCUUGUGCUCACUACUAUGCUCGCUGCGGCACACGGCGGCAAGGUCACGCAAGGAGCAGCAGAAGAAGAAGGCGGGCAGCGGACGGGCGGUCGGCGAGCAUUACCGCAACCAAUUGCUGAUGACGAAUGCGGAGCCCGAAGGGGUGAGGCCAGCCCGUGCUCUCCGGGCAGAUGCUUGCCGAAGAACGCUGGCACAUACGUGUGCGUCUGCCCAACGGGGUACGCAACGGGGCCCAACGAGAAGACAUGCAAUGAGAUCAACGAGUGUCGCGGCUACGAUCCAAACACCGUGGAGUCAUGCGUCAACACAAUCGGCUCAUACACUGCUGUGUGCAAGCCGGGUUACGCGGUCUACAACCCCGUGACGAAGGCGUGUGGUGUUGCCACCUCCCCUUCCCCUCCCUCACCGCCCCCGCCCGCUCCUCCUCCCUCUCCUCCUCCUUCUCCUCCUCCUUCUCCUCCUCCCUCUCCUCCUCCCUCUCCUCCUCCCUCUCCUCCUCCCUCUCCUCCUCCCUCCCCUCCUCCCUCUCCUCCUCCCUCUCCUCCUCCCUCUCCUCCUCCCUCUCCUCCUCCCUCUCCUCCUCCCUCCCCUCCGCCGGCUCCUCCUCCCUCACCCGAUCCGCCCCCUCCCUCUCCCUCUCCCGACCCGCCCUCUCCCUCUCCUCCCCCAACCCCUCCCUCGCCCCCGCCCUCUCCUCCCAAACCGCCGGCGCCCUCGCCCCCUCCUCCCUCCCCCCCUCCCCCCCCGCCCAACCGCGCCUACACGUGUACCUCCUGGACAGCUACGGCGGGCCCCAGCGCCGCCAACCCAAACCUCAAUUAUUUUGGUAACAAUAGAACCCCUACGCCUGAGUGCACCACUGCCCGGUCCGCAGUUGUCGCUCUGUUCAGUCCUUACCUGUCGUCUACCUACUUUGACUUCGUCUUCAAGUAUCAGUUCUUCGGUGUUGGAUGCAACGGCAACGAGGUCACCGCCUGCUACAGCGCAUUUGACGACGCGGAGUUAUGCAACAUAAGCCAAAACCUGAUGAGGUUGGACCCCGACGCCCUAAUUAACGCCGUGUUUGGAUUCAGCGGCCAGCAGUGCCCUGUGGCCCUUCAAGGCUACUCACUCGGCGUGACUUCGACCGUGUCGUGCGGCAUCUCCAUGGUUGGGCAAGCCUGCUGAACCGCUGCAUCAUCAUUAGGACCAUCCAGCAGGGGAGGACUGGGACGUUGUCGUGCAUAUGCACGAGCACGCUUGCGUGCAGGGGAGGUGCGUCAAUGCAGCCUGGUUGCGUGAAUGCAGCCUCUCCCAAAUUGGUCGGGCUGGCCCGAUGAUGGCCAUACAUGCGCGUGCGCGUGUACGGUAUGCGUCUGUUUUUGUGAUGAGCAGUAACGGGGGGGAUCAACUCCUGGAUGGAAUGUCCGUUUGUUCAUGAUUGGGUUGGCAUCAUAUGUCGCAUCACGGGCGGCGGGAGAGCUUUUAACAACCUGCACAGCAUGUGCGGCGUGAGGUGAUGCGUUUGCUUGUUAUUGUAAUGUCACUGGGCAGCUCGGAUGGAGGUAGCGAGGAGGUUUGCUGUGUGUAUGUGUGAUUAUUGGGUGUGUUGGUUACAAGAUGGUGCGCAUGCUUUUCUUGCGGGGGGCUAGCUGUGCCCAUGGCCCGAGUGGUCGGGGGGCCGACUGCGCACGCGGCGGAGGUAGGGGCCGGGCGGGAGACGGUACGGACAGGACCGCGUGUGAAGACUGCAUGGGCUGACCCGCCCGCGUCUGGCUGCUGCUGGCCGAGCGUAUCGUGUUAUUAUACAUAUUUACUGUGCCUUUUGGGCUGAGCCCCCCCAGCGAAGCGUUCCAGGGGGGGGCGAAGCCCCCCAGGAACACCCCUGUCCGUGGCUGCGUGGCUGCGUGCGUCGGCAAAACAUAGCAUACUGGCGCAAACCGCGACUGCUACGUAUUAGUAUUUGAUAAUGCCUAUUGCAUGUAAAUAGGUGGCAGG